CUAAUAUGUGUAAUAUAAAACAGUAGAAAUAUUGGGGGGUCGGAAAUCGUAUAAAUGAACAGAAGAAUGAUAAAAUUGUUUCCACACGCCAUAGCUAAUAAAAAUCAAUUUUUGAAAUCAAUGUAUUAUGAAGCCUCUGAGAGCAAGAACUGUAACAUGUUAAUUAUUAUAUUGCAGUGACAAGGGCAAUACUUAGUUCUAGCUAAGAGUUCAAGGUAUGUUUGCAGAAUGGUGAAAGAAUGGACCAAUGUAUGCAGAUUUGCAUAAAAACCCAAUGUGAUAUUUCUAACAAUUUGGAAAACAGAGAAAGAUACCUUAAAGAGUGUGUUAUAAUUUGUUAUUAAAUAUAUGAACGUAAAAACUUGGCUUGUUAAGUUAGGCCCUCAAAUACAAUUACUGCGCUGGUUAAACUGAAGCAGCAGAGGCUGUAGUUUCCGAGUCCUGACUCUGGGCGCCGCUGUUGGCCAAAGUGGAGAGCUUGGCCUCCAGCUCUCCUCGCGCAGCCGCAACGCGCUUUCCAGGGCAGCCCCGGUUCAGACUCCCCAGCGCCAGCCUUUGCACCGCUUCCUCCUCGGAAAAAGAAGAAUCUUUUCCUGAACUGGAACUGGAACUAAAGUCCUUUCGGAGAUCCGAAAAUCUGCAAUAAAGAGGUUAUUUGUAACUCGGCGUCUCCAGGCUGGUGAGCAAGCUGAGGAGAGCAAGAGGGAUGGGGAGCGGCGCUGGGGAGCUGGGCCGGGCUGAGAGGCUGCCAAUGUUCUUUCUCUUCCUGCUGCUUUUGUUCUGCCCGGCGCUCUGUGAGCAGAUCCGCUACCGGAUUCCCGAGGAAAUGCCCAAGGGCUCAGUAGUGGGGAACCUCGCCACCGACCUGGGGUUCAGCGUCCAGGAGUUACCGACUCGAAAACUGCGCGUCAGUUCGGAGAAGCCUUACUUCACCGUGAGCACAGAGAGAGGGGAGUUGCUUGUGAGCAGCAGGCUAGACAGGGAGGAGAUAUGCGGGAAGAUUCCAGCUUGUGCUCUGGAAUUUGAGGCUGUUGCUGAAAAUCCACUGAACUUUUAUCACGUGAAUGUGGAGAUCGAGGACAUUAAUGACCACACGCCAACAUUCACGCAAAAUUCCUUUGAGCUGCAAAUAAGUGAGUCUGCACAGCCUGGCACACGAUUUAUAUUAGAAGUAGCAGAAGAUGCAGAUACUGGCUUAAACUCUCUACAGAAGUAUAAACUCUCUCUUAACCCAAGUUUCUCAUUAAUAAUUAAGGAGAAACAAGAUGGUAGUAAAUACCCGGAACUGGCAUUGGAGAAAACCUUAGACCGGGAACAACAGAGUUACCAUCGUUUAGUCCUGACUGCCUUGGACGGUGGAGAUCCACCCCUAAGCGGCACCACUGAGCUCCGUAUCCAGGUAACUGACGCCAAUGAUAAUCCCCCGGUAUUCAGCCGGGAUGUGUACAGAGUCAGCCUUCGGGAAAACGUGCCACCAGGCACCACUGUGCUGCAAGUGUCAGCCACCGACCAAGACGAGGGCAUCAACUCAGAAAUUACUUAUUCCUUCUAUAGAACCGGGCAAAUCUUUGGUCUGAAUUCAAAGAGCGGGGAAAUUACCACUCAAAAGAAACUGGAUUUUGAAGAAACCAAGGAAUAUUCAAUGAUAGUAGAAGGGAGGGAUGGUGGUGGACUGGUUGCACAAUGUACAAUUGAAAUUAAUAUUCAAGAUGAAAAUGACAAUAGCCCAGAAGUUACAUUCCAUUCUCUACUUGAGAUGAUUCUGGAAAACGCGGUGCCUGGAACACUAAUUGCGUUGAUCAAAAUACAUGACCAAGAUUCUGGGGAAAAUGGGGAAGUUAAUUGUCAAUUACAAGGCGAAGUCCCUUUCAAGAUUAUCUCUUCAUCCAAAAAUUCAUAUAAGUUGGUAACAGAUGGAACCCUAGACCGAGAGCAGACCCCGGAGUACAACGUCACCAUCACAGCCACAGACAGGGGCAAGCCGCCCCUCUCCUCCAGCAUAAGCGUCAUCCUGCAUAUCAGCGACGUCAACGACAACGCUCCGGUUUUCCACCAGGCGUCCUACUUAGUCAGUGUAGCCGAAAACAACCCUCCUGGGGCCUCCAUCGCCCAAGUCUGCGCCUCGGACCCGGACUUGGGGUUGAAUGGCCAAGUCUCCUAUUUCAUCAUGGCCAGCGACCUAGAGCCUCUGGCACUAGCCUCUUACGUGUCCGUGAGCGCGCAAAGUGGCGUGGUGUUCGCGCAGCGCGCCUUUGACUACGAGCAGCUGCGCGCCUUCGAACUCACACUGCAGGCCCGCGACCAGGGCUCGCCUGCGCUCAGCGCCAACGUGAGCCUGCGCGUGUUGGUGGGCGACCGCAACGACAAUGAGCCUAGGGUGCUGUACCCCGCGCUGGGUCCCGAUGGCUCUGCGCUCUUCGAUAUGGUGCCGCGCGCUGCAGAGCCCGGCUACCUGGUGACCAAGGUGGUGGCGGUGGACGCAGACUCAGGACACAACGCCUGGCUGUCCUACCACGUGCUGCAGGCUAGCGAGCCCGGGCUCUUCAGCCUGGGGCUGCGCACUGGAGAGGUGCGCACGGCCCGUGCCUUGGGCGACAGGGACGCGGCCCGACAGCGCCUGCUGGUCGCUGUGCGUGAUGGUGGACAGCCGUCACUCUCCGCCACCGUCACGCUGCACUUGGUCUUUGCCGACAGCUUGCAGGACGUGCUGCCGGAUAUCACUGACCGCCCUGUACCCUCUGACCCCCAGGCUGAGCUGCAGUUUUACCUAGUGGUGGCCUUGGCCUUGAUCUCAGUACUCUUCCUCCUGGCCAUGAUUCUGGCCAUUGCCUUGCGCCUGCGACGCUCCUCCAGCCCCGCCGCCUGGAGCUGCUUCCAACCUGGUCUCUGUGUCAAGUCUGGACCUGUGAUUCCCCCCAACUACAGCGAGGGGACUUUGCCUUAUUCCUACAACCUAUGUGUUGCACACACAGGAAAGACGGAGUUUAAUUUCCUAAAAUGUAGUGAGCAAUUGAGUUCAGGACAAGAAAUACUUUGUGGUGAUUCAUCUGGGGCCUUAUUUCCACUUUGUAAUUCCAGUGAGUCGACUUCCCAUCCUGAGUUGAUUUUGGAGAAUUCUCCUCCAGGAAUGGUUGUUGCCCUCUUCAAAACACGGGACCUGGAUUUUGGAGGAAAUGGAGAAGUCAGGUGUAAUAUAGAAACAGACAUUCCAUUCAAGAUUUAUUCUUCUUCCAAUAACUACUACAAGCUGGUGACAGAUGGAGCCCUGGACCGAGAGCAGACACCAGAAUACAAUGUAACCAUCGUAGCCACUGACAGGGGCAAGCCGCCCCUUUCUUCCAGUAGAAGCAUCACCUUGUACGUCACUGACAUCAACGACAACGCCCCAGUUUUCGACCGGACGUCCUACGUGGUUCAUGUGGCCGAGAACAACCCGCCAGGAGCCUCCAUUGCGCAAGUGAGCGCCUCUGACCCGGAUUUGGGGCUCAACGGCCACAUCUCCUACUCUAUCGUGGCAAGUGACCUAGAACCCCUGGCGCUGUCGUCAUACGUGUCCGUGAGCGCGCAGAGCGGGGUAGUGUUCGCGCAGCGCGCCUUUGAUCACGAGCAACUGCGCGCCUUCGAGCUCACGCUGCAGGCCGGCGACCACGGCUCGCCCGCGCUCAGCGCCAACGUGAGCCUGCGCGUGUUGGUGGGAGACCGCAAUGACAACGCACCGCGCGUGCUGUACCCAGCUCUGGGUCCCGACGGCUCCGCGCUCUUCGAUAUGGUGCCUCGCUCUGCAGAGCCCGGCUACCUAGUGACUAAGGUGGUAGCGGUGGACGCUGACUCAGGACACAACGCCUGGCUAUCCUACCACGUGCUGCAGGCCAGCGAGCCCGGGCUCUUCAGCCUGGGGCUCCGCACUGGUGAGGUGCGCAUGGCUCGAGCCUUAGGCGACAGGGACGCAGCCCGCCAGCGCCUGCUGGUCACUGUGCGUGAUGGUGGACAGCCGCCACUCUCUGCCACCGCCACGCUGCAUCUGGUCUUCGCAGACAACUUGCAAGAGAUACUGCCAGACCUCAGAGAGUACGAUCGCCCUGUACUCUCUGACCCCCAGGCUGAGCUACAGUUUUACCUGGUGGUGGCCUUGGCCUUAAUCUCAGUGCUCUUCCUCCUUGCGGUGAUUCUGGCCAUUGCCUUGCGCCUGCGACGCUCUCUCAGCCCUACUGCUUGGGACUGCUUCCGUCCUGGUCUCUGUGUCAAGUCUGGACCUGUAGUUCCCCCCAACUACAGUGAGGGGACUUUGCCUUAUUCUUAUAAUCUGUGCAUCGCACAUACGGGUACAAAAGAGUUUAAUUUCCUAAAAUGUAGUGCACCCAUACAUUCCAAUGAAGACGUGGUUUGCAGUGUUUCUCCUGGAGCCUUAAUUCCACCUUAUGGUGGGAAGGAUUUGACUUCACAUUCUGAGACCCUAACUUCGCAAGCCCCGCCCAACACGGACUGGCGUUUCUCUCAGGCCCAGAGACCCGGCACCAGCGGCUCCCAAAAUGGCGAUGAUACCGGCACCUGGCCCAAUAACCAGUUUGACACAGAGAUGCUGCAAGCCAUGAUCUUGGCCUCCGCCAGUGAAGCCGCUGAUGGGAGCUCCACCCUGGGAGGCGGUGCCGGCACCAUGGGCUUGAGCGCCCGCUACGGACCCCAGUUUACCCUGCAGCAUGUGCCCGACUACCGCCAGAACGUCUACAUCCCAGGCAGCAAUGCCACACUGACCAAUGCAGCUGGCAAGCGGGAUGGCAAGGCCCCAGCAGGUGGCAAUGGCAACAAGAAGAAGUCAGGCAAGAAGGAGAAGAAGUAACAUGGAGGCCAGGCCAAGAGCUACAAGGCAGCCUCCCCCCAACCAGCCCAGCUUCUCCUUACCUGUACCCAGGCCUCAGAGUUUCAGGGCUCACCCCCAGAAUACUGGUAGGGGCCAAGGCCAUGCUCCCCUUGGGAAACAGAAACAAGUGCCCAGUCAACACCCACCCCCUUACCCCCCGGGGGUUGAAUAUGCAAAGGGAGUUCUGCUGGGAACCCCCAUCCAAUCAAUUGCUGUACCCAUGGGGGUAGUGGGGUUAGUGUAGACACCAAGAACCAUUUGCCACACCCCAUUUAGUUAUAGCUGAACUCCUCCAUCUUCCAAAUCAAUCAGGCCCAUCCAUCCCAUGCCUCCCUCUUCCCCACCCAACUCCAACAGUUCCUCUCUCCUGAGUAAGGUGGUUGGGGUGUUGAAGUACCAGGUAACCUACAAGACUCCUAGUUCUGAAGAGUUGGAAGGGUAUCAUGACCUCUUGGCCUCUCCUUUGAUUCUCAAUCUUCCCCCAAAGCAUGGUUUGGUGCCAGCCCCUUCACCUCCUUCCAGAGCCUGAGAUCAAUGCUCAAGUUUUGGAGGACAUGGUCACCAUCCCCAUGGUACUGAUGCUUGCUGGAUUUAGGGAGGGCAUUUUGCUACCAAGGCUCUUCCCAACACCCUGGGGACCAGUCUUCUGUUUUGUUUUUCAUUGUUCCACGUUCCCACUGCAUGCUGUGAUUUCCCCCACCUCCUCCUCAAACAAGAGACUCCACUGCAUGUUCCAAGACAGUAUGGGGUGGUAAGAUAAAGAAGGGAAGUGUGUGGAUGUGGAUGGUGGGGGCAUGGACAAAGCUUGACACAUCAAGUUAUCAAGGCCUUGGAGAAGGUUCUGUAUGUCCUCAGGGGACUGACAACAUCCUCCAAAUUCCAGCCAUAAACCAAGAACUAGGCUGGACCCUUCCCACUACAUAAUAGGGCUCAGCCCAGGCAGCCAGCUUUGGGCUGAGCUACCAGGACCAAUGGGUUAAACUGGCAUUUCAAUCCAAGGAAGCUCAAAGCAGGUUUAGGACCAGGUCCCCUGGAGAGGUCAGAGGGGCCUCUGUGGGUGCUGGGUACUCCAGAGGUGCCACUGGUGGAAGGGUCAGUGGAGCCCCAGCAGGAAGGGCGGGCCAGCCAGGCCAUUCUUGUCCCUGGGUUGGGGAGGCAAGGAGCUAGGGCAGGGACCAAAUGAACAGAAAGUCUCAGCCCAGGAUGGGGCUUCUUCACAGGGCCCCUGCCCUCCUGAAGACUCAGUCCUUCACCUUGCCAGGUGCCAUUUCUAUUCCGUGAAGGCCACUGCCCAGGCCCCCGGUGCGCCCCCUAGUGGCCAUAGCCUGGUUAAAGUUCCCCAGUGCCUCCUUGUGCAUAGACCUUCCUCUCCCACCCCCUUCUGCCCCCGGGUCCCCGGCCAUCCAGCGGGGCUGCCAGAGAACCCCAGACCCGCCCUUACAGUAGUGUAGAGCCCCCUCCCUCUUUCGGCUGGUGUAGAAUAGCCAGUAGUGUAGUACGGUGUGCUUUUACGUGAUGGCGGGUGGGCAGCGGGCGGCGGGCUCCGCGCAGCCGUCUGUCCUUGAUCUGCCCGCGAAGGCCCGUGUUGUGUUUUGUGCUGUGUCCACGCGCUAAGGCGACCCCCUCCCCCGUACUGACUCCUUCUAUAAGCGCUUCUCUUCGCAUAGUCACGUAGCUCCUACCCCACUCUCUUCCUGUGUCUCACGCAAGUUUUAUACUCUAAUAUUUAUAUGGCUUUUUUUCUUCGACAAAAAAAUAAUAAAAAGGUUUCUUCUGAAAGGC
Molecule: messenger RNA, 6640 nt
Organism: Rhinopithecus roxellana (golden snub-nosed monkey)
Lineage: Eukaryota; Metazoa; Chordata; Mammalia; Primates; Cercopithecidae
Product: protocadherin gamma-C4
Exons: 5
Coding region: 707-4837 (1376 amino acids)
Biological process (GO): homophilic cell-cell adhesion
Cellular component (GO): plasma membrane
Molecular function (GO): calcium ion binding
Source: RefSeq, a predicted model, not a curated record